Ilex paraguariensis (yerba mate) is the source of this 265-nucleotide messenger RNA. NCBI's taxonomy places the organism in Eukaryota, Viridiplantae, Streptophyta, Magnoliopsida, Aquifoliales, Aquifoliaceae. The record is from the annotation of a GenBank genome assembly.
GUCAAGGUUUUUGCUUCUAGUGUUCUUGGUGGGAAGAGCCCCUGCUGGUGAAGGGGUCAAAGUCCUUGCUGAAUCUCAGAAUCAAGCUCACGGGUUGGUUCCUUCUGAGGCAGAGGUGGGAGUUUCUAACUUGGCCCUAGCUAACUCUACUGAGGUUAAUGCUCCAACUCUUGUCUCUUCUAAGGCCCUUUUUGACUCUCCUCCUGCUGUUUCUUCUGCCCACGAGUUGCCUAAGGCAACUACUGAUCUGUCUGUAAAGACUUAG